This is a messenger RNA of Benincasa hispida (wax gourd), 1676 nucleotides long. RefSeq names its product ELMO/CED-12 family protein. Lineage: Eukaryota; Viridiplantae; Streptophyta; Magnoliopsida; Cucurbitales; Cucurbitaceae. The record is from RefSeq and is a predicted model, not a curated record.
UAAUAAGAAUAAAAUAAACUUGCAAGCAGGAGAAGAGAAGAACAGUUUUCCUUCGAGGACAAGUUCGAGCGCGACUCGGAUGCAAUUAUCCUGCGUUUAUUUAAUUCGAAUUCAAUUGACUUCGACUUCCAUGUUAAGUAACGCAAUUUGGAAUAAAUUGAGCUGUUUCAGAGGAUUUCUUUGUGCGCAACAUUCUUCGAUUUAUGUUUCUUCGAGGAAAUUUUGAUUGAUUCGUUGAUUUUCCCCUUCAAUCCAAGUUUUCAGACUUAGAAUGCUACCUUGGUGCUUGAUGAUGGGUAUUUGGGGGAGUUUUAUAAUUGUUUGAUGAGGUACUGAAGGUGUUUUGGAUUGAUAGGCAGCAGGGUUGUUAUAAGAAGUUAUUUAAUGACUUCAAGAACUUUGAGGAGGAGGCUGUAUCAUGGUGAUGUUGAUGGGAAAAGGAACGAAAAAUAUGAUACUUCUGGCUUCGAAGCUUUGAGUGAGCCUCUGCUUGACAGCCAUGAAUAUAGUGAUAGAAGCUCAGAGGUACGCACGCUUGAAGAGAUUUGGGAUGAUGAGAGGAAGAAGCAACAACUACACUGGACACUUCUGUUUUCUCAGUUGAUUGCACAAUGGGCUCAGUGGAUAGCAAACAUUGUCUUUGGUUCUGGAGCACUCUUUGGUCGACUUUUGCCAUUUUCUUUUACUACACACAAUGGACAAAACCAUGGGGUGGCUCCACCUCUUAGUCUUUUACAGGAAGAAAGACUCAGGAAUUUAAAGCAAAGGCUGGAAGUUCCCUUUGAUGGCUCCCGUGUUGAGCACCAAGAUGCUUUGAAAAGGUUAUGGAGGUUGGCAUAUCCGGACAGGGAGCUUCCACCUCUCAAAUCUGAGCUCUGGAAGGACAUGGGUUGGCAAGGUACCGAUCCUUCAACAGAUUUUAGAGGUGGUGGAUUUGUUUCACUGGAAAACCUUAUCUUCUUUGCCCAGACAUAUCCGGAGUCAUUCCGCAGAUUGUUGUAUAAGAAGGAUGGUAAGCGAGCUGAGUGGGAAUAUCCGUUCGCUGUUGCUGGUAUCAACAUUUCGUUUAUGUUGGUUCAAAUGUUAGAUCUCCAAUCAGGGAAGCCAAGUUCAUCAGCAGGGAUCCGUUUCCUAGAACUUUUAGAGAAAGACGAGAUGGCAUUUGAUAACCUUUUCUGUGUAGCUUUCCAAUUGAUGGAUGCUCAAUGGCUCGCAAAACGUGCUUCCUAUAUGGAUUUCAAUGAUGUUUUGAAGUCUACCAGAAGUCAGUUAGAACGUGAGCUUGAACUUGAAGAUACCUCCAGUGUGAAAGAACUGCCAGCAUACAAUCUCUUGAGAAGAUAAUCAUCUUUCUUCCAUCAUUAACUUCUUUAUUCAGCUAUAGUUCUCUCUGUCUGAUCUUCCUUAUCUUCCAGUUUCUAUGUUGUUUUUCCAACAAUUGCAUUGUUAUAAAAUUUAAAAAUGGAAAAGAAGGGAAAAGAAGAAAAGAAAAGGAAAAGACCACACAUUUAAUCAUGAAAAUAGAGUAAAAUUGUUAUGAAUUUCCUCUCUGGUACCAAUUCCAAAGCAUUGUAUCUCUAAUGGAAGAAGAAGCUGUAAGCUAUAACUGGAUGCCUCUAUCUCUAUCUCUCCUGUCUAUAUAUAUUUCAUAUAGGGUGUGGUAUGAUGUUCGAAGA